This is a messenger RNA of Sipha flava (yellow sugarcane aphid), 552 nucleotides long. RefSeq lists its product as uncharacterized. The transcript is spliced from 3 exons. The record is from RefSeq and is a predicted model, not a curated record. Lineage: Eukaryota; Metazoa; Arthropoda; Insecta; Hemiptera; Aphididae. The coding region runs from base 72 to 383 and encodes 103 amino acids.
GUAACUAACUAGUUAUUAAUAUAAACAUUUAAUAUUUAAUGGUAUAGUUAAUUAUUUUAUGAGAUUUUAUCAUGGCCAGACGAAAUGUAUCAGUAGCAGACGAUGAGAUUUUUAGAAACCGCUGUGAACAUGAAAUUAAAGCUCAUGAUAAUUGGCCAAAGAAGUGGGGAUGGAUUUUAGAUGAAAAUAAGAAAACGGAUAGUAAAUUGCAAAUAAUAAAGGAAAUAAAAGAAGACUUUAAAUAUAUUGAUCCUAGACAUAUGUUUCCAUUUCCAAUUACUACAUCAAAAGAAAUUGGUUGGCUAUCCAGUAAACAAGAAUUCCAAUUAGAAAUAUAUGGUCCAGAUAUUAUGUGUUUGCCAAUUGGAAAAGAAACCAAAUAACAAAAAUAAUAAAUAUUGGUAUUUAAUAAAAUAUUCACUAUAAUACAAAAUAGAAAAAGGAUUUAAUGAGAUCAAUUGAUAUUAUCUGUUUAAUAAUUUGUUAUACAUAAAUAUAGAAAGUAUCUACUUUAAACAAUAGCUACAUUUUUUAAAUUAUCGUGAAUUACAA